Molecule: messenger RNA, 1542 nt
Organism: Scedosporium apiospermum
Lineage: Eukaryota; Fungi; Ascomycota; Sordariomycetes; Microascales; Microascaceae
Exons: 2
Coding region: 1-1542 (513 amino acids)
Biological process (GO): ergosterol biosynthetic process
Cellular component (GO): endoplasmic reticulum membrane; mitochondrial outer membrane; lipid droplet
Molecular function (GO): 3-beta-hydroxysteroid 3-dehydrogenase (NADP+) activity
Source: RefSeq, a predicted model, not a curated record
AUGGCGCGUGCUCCCUGGGAAUCAGUCCCUAGCCACGAACAAUUCUUCGUCCUCAUCACCGGCGCAAACAGUGGUGUAGGACUCGGCAUAGGCCAACGCCUCAUCGACGAAUUCCUCCACCAAAGACCCCUAACCCACCACCUCAUCCUCCUCCCCACGACGCGCUCGCCCUCCAAAUCCCGUGAAACCAUCCUAGCCCUGCGCCGCCACCUCGAAAAGACGGCCCGCACCUCAGGAAACCUGCGCUCGCGAUCGGGCGGCGAGGAGAAUUACAUCUGGCCCCAGACCUUUCGCCGCGUGCACAUCCUGAGCCCGCAGCUCGAUCUCGUCGACAUCAAGAGCGUGUACGGGUUCGCUGAGCGGCUCGUUAGGGGUACGGUGAGCAAUCCGCCCGAUGAGGAUGGCAUGGCGGAUAAUUUGACGGAUGUAAGGGUGCCGAGGUUGGAUGCUGUGAUUUUCAAUGCUGGGUUUGGCGGGUGGGAUGGCUUGGAUUGGUUUGGCAUGGCGAGGAUGUGUCUUUUCGAGGGGGUUGUGCAGGCUGUUACGUGGCCGGAUUUCAAGGUGUCGAGUGCCGGGGCUGUCGUGAAGCAGAAGGGCGUUGUGAAGAAGAGUGCUGGGAAGGAAAGCGGCAGCGCGGCGGGGGAGAAGGACGGAGAUAAGGACGUGUUGGGAGCCGUGUUUUGCUCAAACGUGUUUGGCCAUUACGUACUUGGUCACGCGCUGCUGCCGCUUCUUGCGAGGAGGGACGGCGAUAUCAUGAGUCCUGGGAAGAUCAUCUGGACGAGCAGCAUCGAACCGUCGAGGAAGGACUUGCACCUCGACGACCUCCAAUGCAUCAAGAGACCCAGCGCCUACGAGAGUUCCAAGCGCCUCACCGACGUCCUCGCCCUCACGUGUACGCUUCCCUCCGUUUUCCCCGUGUCGAAAAACUACUUCCGCCUGCCCUCCCGUCGCCGUCAUCGAGAUAACGACGACCAGGCCAAACAAGAAGAAGAGGGCGACGUCGUCGAAGAGUGCUACAGACCCCGCGUCUACCUCACCCACCCAGGCGUCCUCGCCACCACCCUCUUUCCCCUCCCCUCAUGGCUCUUCCUCCUCUACCGCUUCGCCCUCCUCUUCGUCCGCUGGCUAGGAUCCCCUUGGCACACCGUCGACGGCUACGCCGCCGCCGUCGCCCCCGUCACCCUCACCCUCGAGACGCAGGACGUCCUCGACGAGGAGCACGCCGAGCGCGUCAAGUGGGGGUCGGCCUGUAACCGAUUCGGCCGCACCGCCGCCAAGAAGACCGAGGUCGACGGGUGGGGGUGGGAGGGGAAGAUCGAGGGCGAUGUGAGGAGGGCCAAGACCGUCAAGGGGGAGGAAGGGUUUUUGAGGAAGUCCGUGGGCAGGUGGGCGUAUGCUAAGGAUUUGACUGAGGAGGAUAGGGCGCAGUUUGAGGGUGUUGGGAGGGAGUGUUGGGCGGCUAUGGAGAGGUUAAGGUUGGAGUGGGAGGAGAGGCUGGGUGUUAAGGCUGUUGGGUUGGUUGAGGAUGAUGAGGAGUAG